This is a messenger RNA of Zonotrichia albicollis (white-throated sparrow), 1446 nucleotides long. The record is from RefSeq and is a predicted model, not a curated record. Lineage: Eukaryota; Metazoa; Chordata; Aves; Passeriformes; Passerellidae.
AUGGCCCAGUGGGAAAGCUGCCUGAGAGGCGAUGGAUCCUUCCCAAUGAGCCAGCGCAUCUUCCCGCCGUCCUUCUGGAACAGCACGUACCAGCCCUCCUCAGUGCCGGCCAGCCUGAGCAGCCCCCUGGCAGCUGCGGCCCACAGCGAGCUGCCCUUCGCCGCCGCCACCGACCCCUACGCGCCCGCCUCCCUGCACGGCCACCUGCACCAGGGCGGCCCCGAGCCCUGGCACCAUGCCCACCAUCACCACCACCACCACCACCACCACCACCCCUACAUCGGCACACAGAGCAGCGCCUACCCCCGCCCCGCCGCCAUGCACGAGGUCUACGGGCCCCACUUCGACCCCCGCUACGGCUCGCUCCUGGUGCCCACGGCCUCUGUCAGGCCCCACCGCCUCACGCCCGCCUCUGUGCCCGCACCCGUCAGCCCCCCCUGCGAACUGGGCAAGAGUGAAGCGGGCGCUGCUGCGGCCUGGACGACGCCGGGCCCCUUCCCCAAUGCAACAGGAGACAUGGCACAGAGCAUCGGCCUCAAUGUGGACACAGGUUUGCAAUCUCAGGAUAAAAGCAAGGAUCUGUACUGGUUUUAGAGCUGUCCUUCACUCUUCUUCCCCUGGCUCUCCCCUGUAGCUCUCUACCCGUUAGACAUGGUGGCAUUCAGAGCUGAAAUCGGGUCAGUUUGUAACAGCUUCUGGUCUUGGUUUGCAGCUCGCCGUUACUCCUUCUGUGGUGGAUCCCUUCUGAGCUGAUGUGCUGACUCAAAGACUCUCAGAUCCCCCCUUGCCCUUUUCCAAGCCCACCGUGACCCUGCUGCUUGGGGAAAGACAACAGGAUUUAAAAGGACCUGGCAUUGCAAGGGUGAUACUUUAGACUUAUUUCGGAGAGGAAAGUCAUUCUGUUGCAAGAAGAGAGCCAAAGACAUUGAACUUCUAUUUAAGCAGACCCCACACCCAGACCUGCAGCCAGACUACUCUGAAAGAGUCAAAUGACAUCGUGGAUGGUGAUGCAAAACCACUGGCCUUCACACAGGCAACAGAGGAAAUUCUGGGGGUUUUUUAGUGGUGUGAAUAUUUUUUUAUGGCAGUGAAAGUUAUUUCUUGAAUGCAACCAUGGGAAAGAUACUCAGCUGUUUUGAACUGGAUUUUUAUUUUGCAUUAUAGAAAAGUAAAAGGAGAAGAAACUGGAACUCAUGAACUUUUUCGGACUGUCAAGGAACUGGUCAGAUUUUUCAGCUUUGUGGUUGUGAGUGGCAAGUGUCUGACUGGGGCCACCUGCCCUGCACUUACAGAUAUGCAGCUGUUCCCCUCACAACUGCUUAAAUCCCAGAAAGACGAAAACCAAGGUGGCACUUCUCAGACUUUGGCACACUGCAUUGGCUGUAUAACAGUUGUUUGGUUGGGGGUGGGGUUGCUUGUUUGGUUUUGGUUGGGUUUUUUUUGUGU